UUUAUCUUUAUAGAUACUAUCAUGCCUAGAUCUAGUGGAUCAAGAAUCAAGAAUAACUUAUCAGUAGCUUCUCUUGCGCUGCUCUUUGUGUCACUGGGGGCUGCUGGUACUUCUCUUGGUCUCAUUCAGGCUAACACUAGUAAUGGGGCAUCAUGUAAUUUCUUUAUUACUUAUUCUCAACUUAUAAAUGAGAGUCUGUACAAUUAUAAUGUGCCCACUUGUAAGUUGAGUAUAGCAAGUGCUACCAUUGCUACAAUAUGUCUGGCUCUGCUAACUGCCAUUGAGUUAUUCAGUGUGUUAUAUUCAAUGGAUAUCAAAACGUUGUUUGCUAAGAUUAUGCAAACUGUAUUUUUCACUGGCUCAAUUGUCACACUAUCCAUUACCACUACAGUGGUUUCAGCUGGUUGGGGAAAGACCUGCUUUACAUACUUCAACAUAACAUCCAAGCAUCCUGAUACAGACAGUGGUUUUCAUUGCGAUGGACCACAAUACACUAGCUCUGGCAGUGGGCCUUUUCCACCAAAUGGUGGAGAAUUCAUAACUGCUGCUGUAUGUGCUGGUUUUGGUGCCCUCCUAACUAUCCUAACUCUUUCAUUCUUUAUUGUCAAGCAAAGAAUCAAUAUUUAUGUGAGGCCUCAGAAUCUAAAUGUUCAAGAUGAAUUUCCAAUGACUAGCAAUGAAUUCUAACUAUAAGUCUAUGAUUAACUUAAAAUUCUGAUAAUUAGAUAAGCUGAUUUGUGAUUCCAAUACACUGCUCACAUUUUUGAUAAAAUAAAUUUAGGUACAAAUAGUCUACAAUAAA
Molecule: messenger RNA, 802 nt
Organism: Amphimedon queenslandica
Lineage: Eukaryota; Metazoa; Porifera; Demospongiae; Haplosclerida; Niphatidae
Exons: 3
Coding region: 22-687 (221 amino acids)
Source: RefSeq, a predicted model, not a curated record